This is a messenger RNA of Liolophura sinensis, 5514 nucleotides long. RefSeq lists its product as uncharacterized. Lineage: Eukaryota; Metazoa; Mollusca; Polyplacophora; Chitonida; Chitonidae. The transcript is spliced from 5 exons. Bases 195 to 3311 code for a protein of 1038 amino acids. The record is from RefSeq and is a predicted model, not a curated record.
GAGGAAAUCGACGGUUCGCGCCACUGGGAAUUCUUUCUUUUAUAUUUUGGAGGUUAAAAUAGUGAUUAUUUUCAAGGUUUAACGGCAGUUCAAUAUUCUCUGCGGGAAACUAAGUGAAGGAAAAUAUUUACAAUGAUUUUGAAAGGAAAUUUGCGAGCUGCUAAAGUGACUCGUUGUUGUUUAUCGUAAGCAAUAUGGCCGACAUCAAUCAGACACAACAACAACAACGGCAACAGCAGUGUGGUGAUGUAGUAGAAGUUAUUGGGGCUUUUAACCAGACUGUGCCACCCACGACCAAUGGUGAAGUGGCACCGACAGAGGUAGAAGAAGUCAGUGCAGACCUUUUGCAGCAGGCACUGGGGGUUGCUGUCAGCAGUUUCCAGCAAGAAACUGUGGAAUAUGCAGGAGUUGAUGGAGUGGUACCCAUUGGGGAAGAGAACGAUGGUGAAGUUACAGCGAUGGUCACCAGUGUGGAUGAUGCGGACAAUGAAGUGGCCACCCUGGUGGAUGAGGUACAGGCUGUAGAUGGUACAGCCUUCGAGGCUGCAGAAUAUGGGGUUUGUAUUGAUGAACCUGUUUCAGCAGAGCAGAUUGAAGAGUUGACAAACAAUGCUGAGGAGUUGUGCCAAAGUGAAAUGAUAGUGUCAGAUUCUACAGAGGGAUUAGAAGCACCAUCAGAACAGAGUGAAGUAGCAACUGUGGCAGAUAAUACACAGGUGUACAGCUUACAGACAAGUGAAUCUGGACCUGGCGAAGGCUUGCGAGUAACCCUCGUACCCUCAAAUGCUGAGAGUGGUGCCCCUUUAGGAUCUAGUCAAAACCCAAUCCGAAUUAUUCAGCAGGGAAAUCAGUAUACCCCUGUUCAACAUUUAUCAUCAGAUCAGCUGUCUCAAAUCAUGCAGGUUGUUCAACAACAACAAUUAGCAAAAACGACACAGGAUGGAGGUGGUUCAAGCACAUUGUUCAAUCCUGACACUAACACAAGAAUUGUUUAUCGUGUCAUCUACCCGUCAGAGCUACACAAAAAUGCAAGCACUGAUACGAGUACUCAGGUAACACAGAAUCAAGGACAGUCCGCAGGAAUUCUUCAGAAACGAACAUAUAAAAAACGACGUCUUGAAGAAGAUGACGAGGAUAAAGCUGACACCCCUGAACUAUCUCGUGAAGAGAAAGAGGCCCGCAAAAAGCAUCGUCCAAGAACUAGAUCGGGACGAGUGUCUAAACCCCCAAAACACAUGGUGAAAGACUAUAAACAUAUUCACCCGUUGGACUGGGACGAGGAUCCAUAUGAUGACUCAGACGGAGGAUACUCUGACUUCAAGUACAGUGAAGAUGAAAGGGCUCAAGACAAUGAGGAUAGCAAUGAUGUUGACUUUGCUGCAGGACUGAGCUUGUCGCGUCCAAAGAAGUGGAAAUGUGCUUCUUGUGAGAAGAGCUACAUUGGACGUGGAGGGUUGAGUAGACAUUAUAUGCUGAACCCAGACCAUGGUAAAGACAGCGACCUGCCAUUAGAGUCCGGGAACAUGGAUGAUGAAAAGAGAAGAGCAUCAUUAACAGACAGUUCUCAUCAGGUGUCAAAUGGACUUGGCUUCUUGGGGAAUUUCUCAGAGGACAGUAAUACUCAAGACUCUCUGACAACAUCAACUGUAAACAGCAAUAACAACAGUACUGCUCCCUCAAACUCCACACCUUCAGUACCUGCCAAACGGGGGAGGGGCUGGCCUAAGGGUUUGUCCAGGUCUGAGGCUCUAUACAGGAGCUCCUCCGUGAAAAGGAAGAGAAAGCUUAAAGAGUUUCUGAAGAUCUGUACAGAUGAGGAGCUGAUGGAACAGGUUCUGCCUCGUCUGUCAAAAGUGAUAACCCUUUGGGAGUUCCUGCUGAUGAGGGUGGAGACAGGGAACCCUGCCCGGCCACAGGUCGCAGAUGCUUACCGGGAGUUCGAGGGUCUGCAUAAAAAAGUCCAGAGCAUGUGUCAGAAGUAUUUGAGACCGGUGUCCAGCACCCAGCAGGAGAGUGACCCAGCUGCUCAACUUCAGAUUGAUGAUGCGGAUGUGGCCAAUUCCCUUGGACUAGAAGUGGGCAUGUACUGUGUGAAGACUAUAGACAAUGCUGACGAGUCAUUUCACUCUGCUUUACGCAUGCAGAAAUCUGUGGAUGUUAUGCCUAGCCCCAAACAGGGAGGACCUCCCCGAAUGGUGGAACUACCUUCACGGGACAUGACAGGCAACUCCAGAAAACACAUUGUCAUAAAUCCCCCAGCAAGUAUGUCAUCUGCAGCUCCCAAAGCACAGCUUCUCAGAGUGUCUGCUUCCCCCAUCGUAACUACCACAAUCCACCCACAAACUGGAUCACCUUCGCUAGUAAAUGGACAAAACUUGAAACCCGCUGAUGUGUCUGUCUCGAAAUCCAGAGAUUUUAGUAGUGUCUCUAGCAGUCAGACUAAUUUGUUUGUGUCUCAGUCACAAAUCGGCAAGAAAACAUCGCUACUUCAUCCACAGCAGAAGAUGAUGACAACGAAUCCUCCUGGCUUUCAAGUGAGCCUUUCAUCUUUAAGAAGUCCCCCAAUUGUGUCAUCUGUCAGCUCAUCUCCCACUCUAUCCUUCCAGGCAGCUAAACCUACUUCACCGACUCCACAGGGAACCUCUCAACUCUCCCACACACAUACGAGCACUAGCAAUCUCCCUCACGGACCAUCCACUCAAAUCACCAUCCCAGUUGUCUUACCCCAGGGUACAGAACAGAUAUCUCUGGAGCUACCCUCAAGCCUGGCGGAAUCCAUUCUGGACAAUAGCAUAGCUAUAAGUCCGACUAUGGCAUCCUCAGAGGGAGGCUUAGCCACAGCAACAACGCCUGUUAGUGUAUGUGAUGGUUCUGGUCUGCUGUUAAACUCCACCGUUACUUCUCAGUCUCUUAUUUCUGAACAGACAGAUGACACUGUUGCUAGUGUGAAUACUAUGCCAGUUCAAACAGAGGAGCCUCAAAUUGUGCACUUGCAAGGGUUCGGGGAGGUGCAGCUACCUAGGCAAAUUGAAACUUCUGGCAUUACUCAGUAUGUGCAGCAUGAAGGGGAGAUAACUGCUAUGGAGAAUGGAACUGAGGACCAGUUUAUUGAGGGACAGAUCAUUUCAGAAUCAAACAUAUUUCAAACUGAAGAUGGGAUAAUUAUAGUGCAGAACCCAGAUGGGACUACCCUCCAACUUCAGGGGGCCCAAAGCCUGCCCCUGGAGACUGUCCAGGCCUUGCUGAACAUGGACACAGAGGGACAGGCAGAGCAACCAGGGGAGAUCACUCAGCUCACAGACUUCUCAUGAGCAGGCUGUGCAUGGUUUAGUAUAUACAUGGUAGUGCCCACAGCCUGAAGACCUACAUGUAUUUUUUGCCUCAUUACAAUGUUUUCAUUUUGGGUGCUGAAACAUAUUCUGUUCCAUUUGCCAAAUCUAGUGCAGCAGGUUAAUUUCGAUCAUAUGUUGUGAUCUGUAUUUUGAAAAUAGUGUGGAAAAAAAAGAAUACUCCCUAAAUUCAUGAUGUCAUUAGUAACAGUGUAUUCACUCAGUCUUUGUAAGCUAAAACUAAGAAGCACAGAGGUACUGACUGUUGUGCCCUGUGUUUAGAACUGCAUUUAAUUCUUAAUUCAGAAAAAAACCUGCCAUUUUCCUUCCAACAAUGUUGGCAGCUGUCAAUAAGUAAUUCUUUAGUAUGGCAUAACACACAGAUCAAAUAAAUAAAUGAUUCAGAAAAAUGUUCAUAGAUCAAGAUAAAUUUACAAAGAUUCAUUACUACAUUGGCAUCAACUGCAUGUGCAUGUUAUUCCAGCAUUGAAUUCUGAUUUAAUUCUUCUACACUAAUAGUUGGGGCCAAAUAGAUAUUACACAUUCAUGUACUUGUAAUAUAUUCAGAUCACACACGGUAGUUUUGUGUUAUUAUUCCACUGUUAUUUGUAAGUCUCCCCUACUUUAUAGCGCCACAUUAAGGCUAUAGAUGGCCAAAGUGCUAGUCAAGCUGCAAUAUCUAAUCAUCUCAUUUCUUACAUUUGUAGGCUGUCGCAUGCAUCCAAUUCAAAUCUGCUCACAUAGCAAACAAAUAUUAAGGGUCAUUAAAAAAUUCAACAAGACAGAUAGGUGCAUUUCAUUUUAAGAGGCACAUGUAGUAGAAACAAAAAAUAUUUGAUACCAUCAGGUAUUUUUUAAGUUUGUUUUGCAGUCAAAAUUUAAAGUCUUCAAACUUCAUUUACUUCCUCAAGACAAAAUCUUUCCCAGUAGCUAAGUGCUAGACUGCUACAUUUGGAUUUUAAAGCCUCCUGGAUUCUGGAGCUUUGUUCCCUGCCUUCAUAUAUACGUGUUGAGGGAGUUACACAGAAAUGUGAAAGAGAAAUGUGAAAAAGUAUAUCUAAAGAACUCUUUUUUUUUCAGGGAAUUUUAUUUGAGGAGCACGUCCAGAUUUCAUCUUUUCCUCCCGUCUCUCACAUGUUAAAGUGCUGAAAAGUCUAAAGAGCAAUAGUUUUCUAUUUAGGCUGUCCAUUUGAACAAGUAUCUGGUUAACGCUAUGAUUGUGACUCAUCUGUGAGGUUUAUGGCCAAACUUAAAGUGUAUGUUCCCAUCUAGAAUAAAGCUUUCACAUAGUUCUGGAUCACCACUUCGGACAUUUUUGAUUUGCAAGGUUUUUAGAUUGUCUGUAAUUACUGCGCAAGCUAAAGAGUUAAAUAAUAUAAAACUGCAUAUUUUGGAAAGCAUGUGGUGAAUCAGAAUCCCUUUUUAUCAGAAAUCAAGUAGUAGAAAAUUUUUCUUUUCAGGCGUGAUCAUCAUUAAUUUAUGGUUCUUCUGUGGUAAAUGUUAAAAGCUAGAAAAGUACUAAGUUGUUAGUUAAAUAUCUCCUUGUACUGUCAGCUGCGAAAGGUGCAAAUGGGAAAUCUGUUUCUCUCAUGGUUAGUGAUUGUGAAGCUAGUGAACACGAUUAUUUAUGCACAGGUCUGACAGCAACCUGCGGAUGGUCGUGGGUUUCCACUGGGUUCUGUCUGGUUUCCUCCCACCAUAACGCUGGUCACUGUCGUAUAUGUGAAAUAUUCUUGAGUACGGCAUAAAACACCAAUCAAAUAAAUAAAUAAAUAAAUUUAUGCACAAAUUAUGAAAAAUGUAGAGCAAAGUGGGCUCGUCUUGUCACAUGUUUAUCAUAUAUGUUAUUUUUCACUCUUUUUAGGCAUUUUUGCAAGGGGAGGGGGUUGGGUGGUUCAUAAGGGUUUAACUCAUCAUGACAGAAGGAAUGUUUGUAUAUGUGGACAAAGAUUUAGUGAGUUCAGUAUAAACUUGACUUGGUUCACCAAGUUUUUGUUUUAUUGGAAUUGGUUAUCUGUGGAGUAGAGCUGUAUUAUACACAAAGUUUUGGUCUAGUUUGAUACUAUCUGAAUAUGACUGCGUCUCAUUCCUCUGGUUAUCCCAUGAUUUUGUUAUAGCGUUUUGUUAACACGUUUACCUGAAAACCAUGGGGGUGUAAAUUCAGUUGAUGAUGUCAUUGUUUAUC